Messenger RNA from Rhodofomes roseus, 1116 nucleotides. RefSeq names its product WD40 repeat-like protein. Gene Ontology annotation, molecular function: argininosuccinate synthase activity; ATP binding; ubiquitin binding. Bases 127 to 1116 code for a protein of 329 amino acids. Gene Ontology annotation, cellular component: mitotic checkpoint complex; kinetochore; bub1-bub3 complex. The record is from RefSeq and is a predicted model, not a curated record. Lineage: Eukaryota; Fungi; Basidiomycota; Agaricomycetes; Polyporales; Fomitopsidaceae. The transcript has 8 exons. Gene Ontology annotation, biological process: mitotic spindle assembly checkpoint signaling; L-arginine biosynthetic process.
UGUGGCUGUCACAACCCCUGCGGUGGCGACGACCUUUGACCUCAUUCGUGCGCGACCGCCACAUCCCCCUUCACGCAGUGGGAUUGUUUCUCAAUCAACAAAUCGAAUUUCCGGCCAAGCUCCGCUAUGUCAGAACAAAUCGAACUCUCCUCUCCGCCGUUCGAUAGCGUGUCUUCCGUAAGGUUCUCGCCAAAGAGCCCAUCACAUCUGCUUGUAUCAUCCUGGGAUACGACGGUUCGUUUUUACGAUAUCGCGGCAAAUGAACAGAAGGCCAAGUUCGACCAUCGCGCUGCUGUAUUGGCAUGUUGCUUCUCCGAUGACUCUCAUGCUUACAGCGGUGGCCUUGACACAUCAGUACGAGAAUUCGAUCUCAACACUGAGAAGAUUAAUCAUCUCGGACAACAUUCAGACUCAAUCUCGAGCAUGAACUUCUCUCGCGACCAAAAUGUGCUCGUCACGGGCUCUUGGGAUAGGACCGUGCGCUUCUGGGAUCCUCGGACAUCAUCGCAGCAAUUGUCACACAACGUACCUGAACGGGUGUAUCUCAUGGAUCUCGUCAACAACACCCUCGUCGUUGCCAUGGCCAGCCGACUGUUCCACAUUUACGAUAUCCGGAAGAUGGACGAGCCAGCUCAGAUCCGUGACAGCAGCCUCAAGUUCAUGACGCGUGCACUCGCCUGCAUGACAGAUGGUCAAGGUUAUGCGACUGCGUCCGUCGAGGGGCGAAUAGCAGUAGAAUACUUUGAUCCCAGCCCCGAAGCUCAGGACAAGAAGUACGCAUUCAAAUGCCACCGCCAGACCAUCGACGACGUAGACCACGUAUGGCCGGUCAACUCCCUUGCGUUCCACCCAGUGUACAAUACAUUCGCGUCCGCAGGUUCUGAUGGUACAGUCUCAAUAUGGGACCACAAGCUGAAGAAGCGGUUGCGACAGUACCCGAAGUACCACUCCGCCGUGCCGUCGGUCUCGUUCAACUGCGACGGCACCAAGCUCGCUGUCGGCGUGAGCUACACCUGGGAGGAGGGCGAGGAAGGCGCGAGAACAGCCGAGCGGCCAAGCGUGUACAUUAGGACGACAGGAGACGAAGUCAAGCCGAAAGGAUGGACGGGUAGCUAG